AUCAGAAAGCAGCUCUCUCCUCAAACUUCGGUGUCGCAGCCCAGCUCAAGGAUGUUCUGCUGAUCUGUUGUGAAUGAUUUUCCCUCUGCUCUGCAAACAAAAACCGAAAUGGCUUUACGGAACGUUCCCUUUCGGACAGAGGUGCUGGGCUGGGACCCUGACGAUCUCGCUGACUAUUUUAAGAAGCUGAACUACAAGGACUGUGAGAAAGCAGUCAGAAAGUUCCACAUUGAUGGACAGAGAUUUUUGAGCCUGUCUGACAAUGACAUUCAGAAGUUUCCCAAGCUCCGAGUGCCAAUUUUAAGCAAAUUAAGUCAAGAAAUCAACAAGAAUGAAGAAAGAAAAAGUAUAUUUGCAAGAAAGACUCAGGCACAAAGGUUUCCAGAUGAGUCAGACUGUAGAGAUGAGGAGGAUGGAGGCUGGUCUUCCUUUGAGGAGGAUGAUUACGAAAGCCCGGAUGGGGACCAGGAGGGUGAAGAUGAAGGGGACUAUGAGUCUCCCAACGAGGAGGGUGAGGCUGCUCCGGAGGAUGAGGCUGAUUAUGAGCCUCCUCCAUCCAAUGAUGAGGAAGCACUACAGAACGCAAUCCUUCCUGCCAAACCUUUUCAGAACUCCGUGUACAUUGACAGGCCCACCUCUGGGAAAUCCCCUCAGCAGCCUCCAGUGCCUCCUCAGCGCCCCAUGGCAGUUCCCAUGCCAGGAUAUGGGGGUAGAAGCAACACUCCACCUCAGCCUCCGCCUUCCAACCAUGAAGAACCUAGUAGAAAUAGAAACCUUAAACCUGUUAAACUCCCAGCUCCCUCAAUAGACAGAAGUACCAAACCACUGCUGGAUCGCUCAAUAUCUCCAUUUGACAGGGAUUCUUCAGGACCAGGGAAGAAACCAGUUUAUCCUGAAAAGUCUUUGGUGCCCCAAAUGAGGUCUCUUGGUGAACAUUUAUCAAAGAUACAGAAGCCUCCUCUGCCAACAGGGGAAAGGCAUGAAAGAAGUAGUCCCAUUCCUGGAAAGAAGCCACCACUACCAAAGCCAGGGUGGGGAAUGGACCGAAGAGGUGAUGAAGAAGACGAGGCUCAACAAAGACCUCUGCCACAGCCAGCUUUGCCACCUUUCAAUUCUAAUACUUUCCCUUCAAGAACUGCCAAGCCAACUCCCAAACACUCCCUUCCAGGAACUAACAGCAUGCCCGGAUCAUUUGCAGGAAGUCAUUUAUCUGCUAGCAGCUCACUGCCACCAAACUUCUCACAAGGUCACAUCAACAGAUCUUUUUCUAGAGGAGCCGCUGACGGCCGAUCCUUGCCACCUCCCAACAAGCAGUUCCCACGACCACCAUCUCCAGAGGAUAAUGAGGAGUCAAUGAAUCAAGAAUGGUACGUUUCUUAUAUUACCCGACCAGAGGCAGAAGCUGCACUCAGGAAGAUAAACCAGGAUGGAACCUUCUUAGUGAGAGACAGUACCAAGAAAACAGUAACCCAUCCAUAUGUGCUUAUGGUAUUGUACAAAAAUAAGGUGUACAAUAUUCAGAUACGUUACCAGGAGCAAAGCCAAGUUUACUUAUUGGGAACUGGACUGAGAGGAAAAGAGGAUUUUUUGUCAGUGGCAGAUAUUAUCGAUUAUUUCAGAAAAACACCACUUCUCCUGAUAGAUGGCAAAAAUCGCGGCUCGAGAUACCAGUGCAUUUUAACAUACGCUGCGGGGUAUGCUUAGAAAGCUUGUCAGCAUAAGAAGCAGAGCUAUCACCAUCAGGAGAUGGACAGAGACCUUGGACUGAAUGCAGAAUCUCCCUCUAUAGGAAGCCAAAUAAGAUUAUAUCUUGGUUCAAAACUGUUUGAAAUGAAGACUGUCAAGUACCCUUUCUACAAUUUAUUUAUUAUUCUUCAAUGUCUAUAAGUUGCCUGAAUGAAGUUCAUGAGCAGUGUAUAUCAGAUGUCAAGUGCAUAGCAGGUCUUCACUUUAUUACAUGUUUUUGAUGUAUAUUCUGCGCAUCUAUCUCUUUUAAGGCAUAUAAAUUUUAUUUUUCCCAGGCACAAAACCAACUACA
Tachyglossus aculeatus (Australian echidna) is the source of this 2038-nucleotide messenger RNA. It is a transcript of the gene LCP2, whose product is annotated as lymphocyte cytosolic protein 2. Gene Ontology annotation, molecular function: protein binding. Gene Ontology annotation, biological process: cell surface receptor protein tyrosine kinase signaling pathway; intracellular signal transduction. The transcript is spliced from 21 exons. Bases 109 to 1704 code for a protein of 531 amino acids. NCBI's taxonomy places the organism in Eukaryota, Metazoa, Chordata, Mammalia, Monotremata, Tachyglossidae. The record is from RefSeq and is a predicted model, not a curated record.